This is a messenger RNA of Dermochelys coriacea (leatherback sea turtle), 1778 nucleotides long. RefSeq names its product chromosome 2 C18orf63 homolog (gene C2H18orf63). Bases 1 to 1110 code for a protein of 369 amino acids. NCBI's taxonomy places the organism in Eukaryota, Metazoa, Chordata, Testudines, Dermochelyidae. The record is from RefSeq and is a predicted model, not a curated record. The transcript is spliced from 10 exons.
AUGAAGUGGAGGCUUUUCCCGGGAUUACGGGUUGUUUGCGGCUUUAAUUCUGAGAAACGGUUGCGCCGCAGGGGAGGGGAAGGGGCACAGUCUCGUGCCCUCCGACCAACCCGCCCCCGCCAUACGGCCGACAUCAACCGCGGGGGGGGGGGGUCACGUGAGGCUGCGAGAGCGAAACGCCCUGAGCAGUACCUGAGACUCCGAGCCCCGCCCCCUUCGGCCCUCCCCUCCCGGCUGAAUCCUGCCCACGCGGCUGUGUCCGGCAGAGUCCCCUGCCUCGCAGUGACCCCUCCGCUGGGGGCACCAGGCAGCAAAUGUGAAAAAUCGGGAGGGGAGCGGCGGCUGCCAGCGCGGCGCGCGCCCACCAGGCUCGCUACUCCAGCGAGUCCCGAGCGCCCGCGGCCGGCGCCCGCACACGCAGCAGCCUCGCGCGCCUCGGCGGAGCUGCUCGAAGCCGCGCGAGCUGUCGGCGGGAGGAGGCCGCGGGCGGAAAGGCGCGAAGCGACCCGAGGAGGGAACGCGCGGGCAUUGUCAACCUGCCAAACAGCUUCCGUCAGUGAACCCUGCGGACAAUCUGAAAACAGCCUGUGCCACCUUGGAGGGCCGGUGGGGGCAGAGCUUUCCUCUUUGCAAGUGACUCAUGAACAAAUAUCUUUUUACAAAACAGGAAAAUGUCAGGCUUAUAUACAGAAACAUGGAGCUACAAUUGAGGCUCCAGAGAGAAUUAGCCCAGCCAUCCUUCAACUAUGUCUCUGUUACACACUUAUAACCAGACUUGCCCCCAGCUGGAAUAAGGCUGGUCAUCUGUUGGUACAAGGAAGCAAUUUUUUGUCUCAUAUGGGAAGGCAAAAUGCUGUUGUUAUGGACCUCAAUGUAUCAGAGACCCAACUUUGCAUCAGUAUAGAGGCUUGCACAAUUCGACUACCGCCACCCCAGCUGGAAGACUUCGACAUUUCAGCAAACCAUCUUAGAAAUAUUGACAACAAUAAAAGACCGACCGUCAGAGACAAAUCAAUUUUAAGUAAACUGGUGCUAUGUCUUGCCAAGCAGGAAGAAGGAGGAGGUUAUUCAAAGUCAAAGAAAUCCAAAACAAGUAAGCCUGCUAUCUAGAAUGUGGAUGUAGAGGAGCAUAGAAAGAAAAAUCAGGCACAAGACAGAACAGAUGUCAUUGUUGCAUUUGUCUCAUCAUGUGAAGAGGAACUUUUCUGCCAGAACCAUAAGAAAGUGUGUUUGUUUGUUUCCUUAUUUGUUUUCCACCUCCAUUUUUUCUUUUUUAAUGAUAAAAAGUCAUCAACAUAGUUUUAAUUUAUCUAUGUCAGUUCUCAAAAGUAACUGGGCCCUUGAACAGAAUCUGACCUAUUCACAAAUCAUAAAAACUAGGGCCUAAGUAAGUCCACAGAACUGGAAGUGAAAUCACAUUUGUGACUGCUGAACAUUAGAAUUCAAAAGCACUUUUCAGAUACUGCAGAACAGUCAUCCCCACACAGUUCUGACUACAAUUGGUAGUGUAAGUUUCUACAGUGAAACAAUUAGACAAGACGGGCUGCAGAGUGGUUACAUUUCCUUUCUGCUAUAUUAUCAGUUAUUGUUAUAUCUGACUUAGUUGCUGGGAGCUGUUACCCCAAAAAUGUUCUUUGUUUCCAUACACUUACAUUACAGUAGAUUGCAUUAGAGGUUAUUUUCAAUUGUUUUUAUAUUUUAAAAAGUGCAUGAUCUCAUUUUGUGUUUUCUAUUAUGUUACUUUAAAUCCAGACCAAUAAAAGUUAUUGUAGAUCCAA